CGCCGCCCUGGCGAUGUCGCUCGUGCUGUUGAGCUUGGCCGCGCUGUGCAGGAGCGCUGUGCCGCGAGAGCCGACUAUUCAGUGUGGCUCUGAAAAUGGUAGGUGCGUUAGGGAAUGGGUACUGUGGGCUUUGCUUUGGAAGCAUAGUUGUAAUUUUAAGGGGGCCUGUACAUUUAGGACAUCAGAGACCAGACACAGGGUGAACCAUUGCUUUGUGAGCUGAUGCAGAUGAAGUCUCUGUUCUGGCAGAAUAAAGAGGUGUUUCAGGUGAGUCAGCACAGCAGGGUAGGACUUGCCAUGCAAGGUGGAAAGUGAUGCCUGCCACUCUACGGAGAGAGAUCACUUACAGUUGGGACCAGAAAGCAAAUGUUUCAUAGAAGAGUGGGUGUUUGAGAUGGUAGCAUUUGAAGAAUGGGUGGGCUUCUGCCAUGUGGGUAAGGAGGGUGAGCUGGAGGAGAGAUGGCACCAGCAAAGGCUAGGAGGUGGGAACGUGGGGAUUAUGCGGGCCAGCUGGCUGGAGUCCAGGGCUGAGGUACAGAGCAAGCAGGACUGACCCUAAUAAACAUGUUAAAUACACUAUGUAUAUAUGUACUUACAUAUACAGGUAUCUAGAGUGGUCCCAAGUGCUCUGUAGGUUGGCACCAGGAGAUUGAGAGUAUUUUUCUUAGGUCAACAUCACCUCGACUAUAAAAGAGCCAGCACCAAGAAACAUUUGGCCCACCUUAGCAGGAAGUGAUGCACUGGCCAUCUCGAGAGUGGGAGAUCCAACAUAUUCUGACCCCAGGUGACUUGAGGGAUCUCCAAGUGGAACCUGUUAAAACCAGUGUUACAACAGAGGAUUAUUCAAUUUUGAUGAAUAUAAGCUGGAUGCUCCGCGCAGAUGCCAGCAUCCGCUUGUUGAAUGCCACCAAGAUCUGCGUGACGGGCAAAGGCAAAUUCCAGUCCUACAGCUGUGUGAGGUGCAAUUACACAAAGGCCUUCGAGAGCCAGACCAGACCCUCUGGCGGCAAAUGGACAUUUUCCUACGUAGGCUUUCCUGUGGAGCCGAACACACGCUAUUUCAUUGGGGCCCAUAAUAUCCCCAAUGCAAAUAUGAAUGAAGAUGGCCCUUCCUUGUCUGUGAAUUUCACCUCACCAGGCUGCCUAGACCACACAAUGAAACAUAAAAAGAAGUGCAUUGAGGCAGGAAGUCUGUGGGAUCCAAACAUCACCGCUUGUAAGAAGAACGAGAAGACGGUAGAAGUGAAUUUUACAGCCAGUCCCCUUGGAAAUAGAUACAUGGCUCUUAUCCUGAAUAACACCGUCAUUGGGUUUUCUAACGUGUUGGAGUCUAAUGACCUGAAAGUCAGUUUGAAAAGCAAGGCUCGUUCACUGGUGGUCUUUGAUCUGCUCACUCGUGACUCAAUUCUUGACUGUCUCACUUACCUGCACCAGAACAAACUAUCUCGAACUUCUGUGGUGAUUCCGGUGACUGGGGAGAGCGAAGGUGCUGUGGUUCAGUUGAUUCCGUAUUUCUCUACUUGUGGCAAUGACUGCAUCCGACACAAAGGAACUGUUGUCCUUUGCCCACAAACAGGUGUUCCCUUCCCUCUGGAUACGAACAGCAGCAUGUUAGGAGGCUGGCUGCCGUUCCUCCUCCCGUCUCUGCUGGUGGUCACGUGGGUGCUGGUGGCCGGGAUCUAUCUAAUGUGGAGGCAUGAAAGGAUCAAGACCACUUCCUUUUCUGCUACCACGUUACUACCCACCACUAAGGUUCUUGUGGUUUACCCAUCUGAAGUAUGUUUCCAUCAUACAGUUUGUUACUUCACUGAAUUUCUUCAAAACCAUUGCAGAAGUGAGGUCAUCCUUGAAAAGUGGCAGAAAAAGAAAAUAGCAGAGAUGGGUCCAGUGCAGUGGCUUACCACUCAGAAGCAAGCAGCAGAUAAAGUAAUCUUCCUUCUUUCCAAUGACGUCAACACCGCGUGUGACAGUACCUGUGGCAAGAGCGAGGACAGCCUCAGUGAGAACUCUCAAGACCUGUUCCCCCUUGCCUUUAACCUUUUCUGCAGUGACCUAAGAAGCCACACUCACCUGCGCAAAUAUGUGGUGGUGUACUUUAGAGAGGCUGGUACCAAAGACGAUUACAGUGCUCUCAGUGUCUGCCCCCAGUACCACCUCAUGAAGGAUGCCACCACUUUCUGCUCAGAACUUCUCCAUGUCAAGCAGCAUGUGUCAGUGGGGAAAAGGUCACAAGCCUGCCACAAUGGCUGCUUUUCCUUGUAGCCCACCCAUGAGAAGCAAAGAGACCUUGAAGCCUUCCUUCAGGAUCAUCACAGAAAAAGCAUUUGUGAUGAUCCUAAAGUAUACUCUACAGCCUGGAAGUGGUCUACUAGUUAAAACAUUUUAUGCCAAUAAAAUUCUUGUUACAAAUAUUGCCAAUCACUGUAGCAUUAAGCAUUUAAACUAAAUUCAUAAUUAUAAAACUAAAUCAUUUUUAUACCUACAAAUCAAAAAUAGUUAUAAUUGAAAACUAUGACCAUUCUGAAAAUGCAACAAUAAAGCAUCUUCCAACCAAA
Messenger RNA from Lemur catta (Ring-tailed lemur), 2555 nucleotides. It is a transcript of the gene IL17RB, whose product is annotated as interleukin 17 receptor B. The record is from RefSeq and is a predicted model, not a curated record. Gene Ontology annotation, molecular function: interleukin-17 receptor activity. NCBI's taxonomy places the organism in Eukaryota, Metazoa, Chordata, Mammalia, Primates, Lemuridae. The coding region runs from base 736 to 2262 and encodes 508 amino acids. The transcript has 11 exons.